Messenger RNA from Aspergillus pseudonomiae, 1275 nucleotides. RefSeq names its product acyl-CoA dehydrogenase family protein. Lineage: Eukaryota; Fungi; Ascomycota; Eurotiomycetes; Eurotiales; Aspergillaceae. The transcript has 5 exons. Bases 1 to 1275 code for a protein of 424 amino acids. The record is from RefSeq and is a predicted model, not a curated record. Gene Ontology annotation, molecular function: acyl-CoA dehydrogenase activity; flavin adenine dinucleotide binding.
AUGUCAUCAACGCUCCCCUUCGCCGACCCCCUCUGGCUCAACCGCGGGUACAGUCCGUACUACAAGGACUCCCACCGACGCCUGCAAAGGGAAGUCCGUUCGUACAUUGACACGCAUAUCGCUCCUUACUGUGAGGAGUGGGAAAAGAACGGUUCGGUUCCGGUCGAGGUACAUCAACGACAUGCAGCGCUCGGCUAUACCGCUGCCACCCCAUUUCCCCUGGCUACAAACUAUCUCAAUGGCCAGCAACUUCCUGGCGGCAUCCAGGCUGAGGAAUGGGACGGGUUCCACGACCUGAUUCUUAUUGACGAGAUUGCGCGAUGCGGCUAUCUCGGUGUGAUCUGGGCGCUUGGAUGCGGGAAUUCGAUUGGUGGACCACCGGUCAUUAACUUUGGAAAUAAAGAGCAGAAGGACCGGUUCUUACCUGACAUGUUGACUGGCAACAUUCGGUUCUGUCUGGGUGUUACUGAGCCGGAUGCUGGAUCCGAUGUCGCGGGCAUCACGACCACUGCAGAACGAAAGGGCGACAAGUAUAUUGUCAAUGGAGCGAAGAAGUGGAUUACCAACGGCAUCUUUGCGGACUACUGCACCGCUGCGGUGCGGACAGGAGGGGGGGGUAUAGCUGGAGUAUCGGCUCUGGUGAUUCCACUCAAUGCACCGGGCGUAACACGCAGGAAAAUUGACAACUCUGGAGUUCUUGCCAGUGGAUCCACAUACAUCGAAUUUGACGAUGUUGAGGUGCCCGUGGCUAACCUCCUUGGAGAAGAGAACAAAGGCUUCCCCAUUAUCAUGAACAACUUCAACCACGAACGUCUCUGGCUUGCUUGUACAUCGCUGCGGAUGGCUCGAGUCUGCGCAGAAGAUGCCUACCAACAUGCCGUGACCCGCGAGACCUUCGGCAAGAAACUCAUCGAGAGCCAAGUAAUCCGUGCCAAGUUUGCUGCCAUGGGCCGGAGCCUGGAUUCUACCUACGCCUGGAUGGAGCAGCUCGUCUACAUGGCGGAGACGGCGAAGGCGAACCGCACUGACGCCGCGAUGGGUGGCCUGUUCGCCAACCUCAAGGUCCUUGCCGGGCGAACUCUGGAAAUGGUCAACCGGGAGGCCCAGCAGGUCCUGGGCGGUCUCGGGUACUCGAAGGAUGGUCGUGGUGCGAGAAUUGAACAGAUCAGUAGAGAUGUUCGGGUGAUGGUUGUCGGGGGUGGCAGCGAGGAGAUUCUGUCAGAUUUGGCUGUGAGCCAAGAAAUCAGGGCUAUGCUGCGGUUGAACAAAUUGUGA